Trichosporon asahii var. asahii CBS 2479 is the source of this 540-nucleotide messenger RNA. RefSeq names its product endoplasmic reticulum protein. The coding region runs from base 1 to 540 and encodes 179 amino acids. The record is from RefSeq and is a predicted model, not a curated record. The transcript has 5 exons. Gene Ontology annotation, cellular component: EMC complex. Gene Ontology annotation, biological process: protein folding in endoplasmic reticulum. NCBI's taxonomy places the organism in Eukaryota, Fungi, Basidiomycota, Tremellomycetes, Trichosporonales, Trichosporonaceae.
AUGUCCGUCGACUACCACACCGGAGCGAGCGUGUCAAAGUCUCUCCCGAAUCCGCCAGGAUUCGCCGUCUCAGCGGCCGGAGGCAAGGUGGCGAGCGGAACGACGAAGAAGCAGAAUGUCGGGAACGCGAACGAGCUCAAGCUGAAGAGGGCGUGGGAGAUGGCGUUUGCGCCGGCCAAGUCGCUCCCGAUGCAGGCGAUCAUGCUCUACUUCUCGGGCAGCGGUAUCCAGAUCUUCUCCCUCGGCAUGAUCUUCAUGCUCCUGACGACCCCUAUCACUGCGAUCUCGAACGUCUUCCGGACUUUCGAACCCCUCCGCACGACCAACUCGAAGGGCGAGCUGACGUACGCGCUCAUCAUCCCGCCGAUGAUUCUGUACGUCGCGUGCCAGCUCGCCGUCUUCGGUCUCGGCCUGUACAAGUGCUGGACGAUGGGCGUGCUCCCGACCGGCCGCGCCGACUGGCUCCAGUUCGAGACGCGCCCGUCCCCGCCAGAGUGGAGUGCGGUGCGCGGCGCAGCGCUGAGCAUGUUUGGCAAAUAG